AUGACAGCAAGAUUAUUGUUUUGUAAAUCGCAGGUUUAUAUUCAUAGAAGUAAAGAUGCUAGAGAUAAUUUAAAUGGGUUUAUUAUUAUUACACAGAAUUAUGAAGAUGGAAAUAAUGGUGUUGCCUGUGCUGCAGGUCCCUCAGGAUCUGAUUCUCUUCUCUCAUGGAUUUCUAUAACUUCUUUAAAUAAUUCACAACGAGCUUGGUUAUUGAAACAGGAAGAUAAAUUGAUUGAGAAUGUUGCAACUAAUUCAUAUCAUUCAAAAAAAGUGAUUAAAAUGAACUCACAAAUUCUUAAUUGUGCAAAAUCCAACUCUAUAGGUUCCUUUUCUGUUUCAUUGCAUUCUCUUUAUUCAAUAGAAUUCAGAGACCCAAGUCCUAGUGGGUGGUGGUACGGAUCGAUAUUAUUGCAUUCUUUGUCACCAAUAGAAGAUUCUAUCUUGCCUGUCUUAUUCUUCCAUGAUGAUCUAUGUCCUUCUACCAUAAAAAGACAGAGUUUAUUGAAAAAAUCCUUUGAUCCGUUCGCUAACACUGGAAACGUAUAUUGGGGUGGUAUCGAUCUUAGAAAUAAAAUUAGUGAAUUGGUGGAUUUAAAGAGAACUCAGUUAGAUAAGUCUGUAUGGUUGAUUAACGCUACUUUAGAUGAUUUAAGAAAUUUUUCAUCAGAUAAAUUAAACCAAACAGACUUGAAUAGCACUAGUACUAAUAAUAAUAAUAAUAAUAAUGGUUCUACUAUAUCAGAUCAAUUUUGGAAAAAAUUUGAAGAUACAAAAUGGUCUGUUAUGUCGCAGAUCGCUAAUGCAACUUCAAAAACAGGUUUAUUGGUAUCUAAUUUAGUUAAAAGGCAUCCUGUAAUACAAUUUAUUGAUCGAAAUCGUGGAAAUCGAUAUAUAAAACAAAUGUUAGAAAACCCUAGGGUUCAAGAAGUUCAAAAUGAUUUCGAUUCAGCAAGUAUAUAUUUAGCCAAAUGGGCUCUCGGUGUUAAAGAAGAAGUUGAUAGGUACCAGUUAAACAACCGAUUGAAUGAUACAUAUCGGAAAUUAUUAACAAAGGAUUUAGGGUUUGAUAUCACUGGUGAUACAACUUUCACCCCAUUAGAGAUCAAUAAAGCUUUGGAGAGAAGUUUCCCAUUGACCAAAACUAAAUGGGAUUCAUUUUUCGAUUCCCAAGGUAGGCUUUGCAUUACAAUUAAUGAAAUAAAAGAUUAUAUUUUCCAUGGAGGAAUUGAUACAAUGGAGUUAAGGAAAGAGGUUUGGUUAUUCCUUUUGGAUGUUUAUCCUUGGGAUUCUUCCAAAGAUGAAAGGGAUCAAAUAUUAGCAACUUUAACGGAAACAUACCAGGAAUAUAAAAAUAAGUGGAUGUUUAGAGUGACGAGUUUUGAUGAUACAGAAGAAAUGGUGAAGGAGGAAGAAUAUUGGAAUGAUCAAGUAUUUAGGAUCGAUAAGGAUGUGUUAAGAAAUGAUAGAAAUAUACCCUUGUAUCAUUUUAAUACAGUAGACGGUAAACCAGAUAAACCAAAGGGGAAUGGAAAUGAGGAUGAUUCAAACCCUGAUAAUGAAAACCCUGAUAAUUGGUCGAUUAAUAAUCCACAUCUACUGAGAUUAAGAGAUAUUUUAAAGACAUAUAAUGUGCUAAAUAAUAAUCUUGGAUAUGUUCAAGGGAUGUGUGAUUUGUUGUCUCCAAUAUAUUAUGUAUUUCAAGAUGAAGUCUUAGCGUUUUGGUGUUUUGUUAAAUUUAUGGAUAGAAUGGAGAGAAAUUUCUUAAGAGAUCAAUCAGGUAUAAGAGAUCAAAUGUUGACAUUAUCUGAAUUAACCACAAUGAUGCUACCACAAUUAAGUGAGCAUUUACAGAGGUGUGAUUCUUCUAAUUUAUUUUUUUGUUUUCGUAUGUUGUUGGUAUGGUUCAAACGAGAAUUUUCAUUUAAUGAUGUUUGCUCAAUAUGGGAAAUAUUUUGGACCGACUAUUACACUUCGCAAUUUCAAAUAUUCUUCAUGUUAGCCAUUUUACAAAAGAAUAGUCAACCAAUUACACAACAUUUAAAUCAAUUCGAUCAAGUAAUAAAAUUUUUUAAUGAUUUACAUAACACUAUGGAUUGGAAUGAUUUAAUGGUGAGAAGUGAAUUAUUAUUUAUACGUUUUCAGAAAUUAAUGAAUGUGAUGGAUAGAAGAACUCAGCAAAAUUAUUAUCACCAACAGCAGCAAAUACCAUCUGGCACAGAUCAAGAAGAUGAAGAAGAAAUUAUAACAGGCAUCACAAAUGAUAACGGAAUAACUACUAGUGGUGUAGAAUUACACGAAGUUGAUUCAAAUGGUGAAGAACAUCCAGUAGAUCAAGAAAAUGAAAAAAAAUAUUCACCUAAUAACAGCCCAUACUUACAAUUGUUACUUAAAAAGACUUUAAUUAUUCAACGGGAGCCACCAAGAACUCAUGAAUCAGUUAAAUGA
Messenger RNA from Arxiozyma heterogenica, 2445 nucleotides. It is a transcript of the gene GYP7, whose product is annotated as GTPase-activating protein GYP7. The record is from RefSeq and is a predicted model, not a curated record. Bases 1 to 2445 code for a protein of 814 amino acids. Gene Ontology annotation, molecular function: GTPase activator activity. Gene Ontology annotation, biological process: activation of GTPase activity. The transcript has a single exon. Lineage: Eukaryota; Fungi; Ascomycota; Saccharomycetes; Saccharomycetales; Saccharomycetaceae.